Messenger RNA from Megalobrama amblycephala (Wuchang bream), 3359 nucleotides. RefSeq lists its product as uncharacterized. The transcript has a single exon. Lineage: Eukaryota; Metazoa; Chordata; Actinopteri; Cypriniformes; Xenocyprididae. Gene Ontology annotation, biological process: proteolysis. Bases 1 to 3288 code for a protein of 1095 amino acids. The record is from RefSeq and is a predicted model, not a curated record. Gene Ontology annotation, molecular function: nucleic acid binding; zinc ion binding; aspartic-type endopeptidase activity.
AUGAAGCGUAGAGUUAAAGCUGAACCAGAUUUGAGUUUUGUUCAGUUGAUGCAAGAAGCAAUUACCUGGUCAGAAGAGGAGGAAACACAGACUCUUAGUAAUGUAAGGUCCACUACCCGUGCCAGAGGGGUAGUGAAUGCUGCUGCAGCACAGGAUGCUUCCUCUGCUCUGUCACUGGAGAAACUGCAUGAGGCAAUCCAGAAGAUAGCGGCUCGUCAAGAGGAACUGUAUCAAGCUGUUCAAGGGAAAGAGAGAAAUAGGCCACAGCAGAGCCGUCCAAAGAAGCAACCAUUAAAAGACAGCGAAGGCCGUUAUAUUUGUUAUUCAUGUGGUGAACCUGGACACACCAGUCGCUUUUGUCCGCAAGGUGGCAAGUUGAGGAGGGGUCCAGCUCCAUCAAAGCAUCCAGUGGAGGAGUUGGUUGAAGUUAGAGAGAAUGACUCCGGAGGUACGGUGCAGAAAAGCCCAGGGCCCUCAUUGAUUAGAUGUCACACAGCGGAAUGGCUGGCUGAUGAAACAGCUGAAAAACAUAAGGGAGGUGCUUUUGGGGAUUGCCUGUCAAUUGAGGUGAAGAUAGCUGGUGUCAAGACCAAGUGCCUCUUAGAUACAGGGUCAGAGGUGUCCACCAUAUCUGAGUCACACUUCAGGCAGCACUUCGAGGAGCAAAACCUGAAGUUAUCCUCUGCGUGCUGGGUUAAGCUGACCGCCGCCAAUGGACUGGACAUUCCUGUCUUGGGAUGCUUACAGGCUGAUGUAGAAUGUCUGGGAAAAGUACUUCUUGGGAAGUGUAUAUUCGUUCUGACUGACACAAGCCCUGAUGUGAAGGAAAUGAAAGGAAUGUCUGGGAUCAUUGGGAUGAAUAUACUCAAUGAAGUUCAGUCCUUGUUCAUCUCAGCGGAGGGAAUGGAGAGGAUUGAUAAGUAUAAUCGACGAGAUGAAGCUCAGGUUCGGAGAGUGCUUGCUAGAGUUGAGAAAGAAGCAGGACAUCUGAGGCCCGACGGAAGGAUCGGUUAUGUCAAGAUUGCCGGAAGACAGGCUGUCACUAUUCCUCCCCGCUGUGAGAAGGUGCUGGAAGGUCGUUGUGGAGUGUCACCGAGGGUAAGUAGUCAUGUGCUAGUAGAGCCAGUAGCUGGAACAAGUUUGCCAAAAGGACUUCUAGUGGCUCACGUUCUUGCCAAAACAGAGGGUGGAAAGGUCCCUGUGCGUAUGGUGAACUUGAGUGGAAAGGCUGUUAGACUUGCUCCCCGAGCCAGGGUGGCUUCUGUGUAUAGGCCCAAAGAGGUCAUCACAAAGGAUAUGCUUGAAUUUGAGGAAGAUGAUGGCGCACUUCAUGUCAAGGAGUUGGUGGAAGACAAGGUUCAAGCUGAUAAAAACUCACUUGUACAACUACCAGUUCCUGUUGAAGUGAACUAUGAAGGACUCACACCAGAACAAUGUGAGAGGCUCAUUGGGUUGUUAUCUAAGCACAGAGAAGUUUUCUCCAAGGAUGACCAAGAUUAUGGCUACACCACGGCUGUGGUGCACAAUAUUCCUACAGGUGAAGCACCACCAAUAAAGCAGCGACAUCGUAGAGUACCACCACAGAUAUUCCAAGAGGUCAAAAGGCAUGUCCAAGAUCUGGUGUCCCAGGGAGUUCUCAAAGAGAGCAGCAGUCCCUGGGCAUCACCCGCAGUUAUCGUCAUGAAGAAAGAUGGCAGUGUGCGUUUCUGCUGUGAUUACCGAAAGUUGAACCAAGUGACGUGUAAGGAUGCAUAUCCGCUUCCACGGGUGGAUGAGUCCUUGGACGCUUUGGGUAAUAGUAAGCUGUUCUCUACACUAGACCUGACUGCUGGGUACUUUCAGGUAGCGGUGAGUGAGAAGGAUCGAGAGAAGACGGCUGUCACCACCCCAUUUGGCCUGUUUGAGUGGACCAGGAUGCCAUUCGGGUUGUGCAACGCCCCGGCCACCUUUCAGCGCCUUAUGGGAGUGGUUCUUGGUGACUUGACCUUUGACGUUCUUCUGGUUUAUCUGGAUGAUGUCAUCAUCUUCUCCAAAGACUUUGAGAGCCACUGUGAGAGGUUAGAAAUUGUCUUCAACCGUCUGAAACAGCAUGGGCUAAAGCUAAAGCCGAGCAAAUGCUUUCUCUUAAGGCCAGAAGUAAAGUUUUUGGGGCACAAGAUCUCCGCAGAAGGCAUAAAAGUGGAUAACGAAAAAAUUCAAGUCCUGGACACGUGGCCAGUUCCGAAAAGUGUAAGAGAGGUCAGGCAAGUACUUGGGUUUAUGAGCUACUAUAGAAAAUUCGUUCCAAGGUUCGCACAGAUUGCCAAACCACUACAUGCUUUGGUAGGUGGAGAAAAGAAAAGCAGAACCUCUACAAAUUUCACCUGGAGCCAAGAAUGCCAGAUUGCAUUUGACGAGUUGAAGGGGUGCUUGAUGUCUCCCCCCAUCCUCGCAUACCCCGACUUCAGUUUGUCCUUCACCCUUGCCACGGAUGGAAGCCAUCACGGACUGGGGGCUGUACUCAGUCAGAAGCAAGGAGGGACUGAGCGUGUUGUGGCAUAUGCAAGCAGGGGUCUGAGAAGAUCAGAGAAGAAUGACAAAAACUAUAGUGCGUUUAAGCUGGAACUGCUUGCGUUGAAGUGGGCAGUUACGGAAAAAUUCAGAGAAUACCUUAUGUGUUCAAAAUUCACCGUGAUUACCGACCAUAACCCGCUACGUUACCUUGAUUCGGCUAACCUUGGCGCAGUUGAGCAACGCUGGGUAGCACAACUGGCGGAGUACAACUUUGAAGUAUGCUACAAACCUGGCCGACUCAACACGAAUGCAGAUGCAUUAUCGAGAAUCCCUGCCAGGGAGGAAUCGGAGAAGGAUGAUGAUGGCAAGGAUUUCAUCCGGCUAGGAGCUGACGAAGUGAGGGCAUGUUUGUGGCCAGCCAAAAAGAUUGUCCAGGAGGAACCUGAAGGUAAAGCUGCGGUGCAAGCAUCUGUACGAGGAGAAAUAAGUGGUUAUAGCUGGAGCGAGAUUGGAAAGCACCAACGAAAUGACCCUGUGAUCUGUCCCAUUUAUAAAGCAGUGGCCGAGGGCAAGAAACCAAGCAGAGUGGGUCAAAGUUGUAUGGACCCGAAACUGAAGAAGCUUGCCAAGGAGUUUGACCGUCUUAAGCUGCGGCAGGGAGUGCUAUUCAGAUGCAUCCUCGACCCUAGGGAUGGAGAGGAGGUCUGGCAGGUGGUCGUUCCUGAACCUUUACAGCGUGAGGUGUAUGAGGGCCAACAUGAACACGGAGGUCAUUUCGGGGAGAGAAGUACAUAGACUCGAAUGAGACGUAAUUACUACUGGCCUUCUAUGUCUGUGGAUGUUCCAUGUUGGAUAAGACAGUGCAA